AAAAGAGCCACACACCCACUCAAUUCAAAUUCGGACAGCUCAAUAUGCCCAUUAAUGUACGGGAAUGGAAAGAAAGGCCGCUGAGCGCAUCGUCAGGGAAUGGAUUCCUCUGACGGCCACAGAACAAAGAGCGUGGACUCUCUCCAGGAAGGAAGUAGUGAGCAGGGAAUAAUAUAGGAACCCUCCUUUUGCUCCUUUCUAACAACGCUUUCGGUCGUCCAAAGGUCCAUGGCCUUUGAAUUAUCCCAUCCACUUUAUUCCAAUUCCUUUCUUCCAAUAACCAUCCAUCACCCUCCUCCUCCUCCUCUGCUUGAUAUUACUAGAAAUAUAGGUUGGGGUUAUUUCUGCCUCUGUUUCUUGUUUGGUCUUGGAUAUUUGUUGAGAGGGAAAGAGUGUGCUUUUUUUCGUGUGCUUGUGUUGAGAGAGAGAGAGAAUGGGCGAAGAAGAUGAAAGAUUUGAGGAGGUGGGCACUCCUCUUUCAAUAAUAGCAGAGGCGUUUGAGGAGCUGGCCAGGUCCCUGGCUUUGAGGCCUGGGGAAGACCUGCGAUUGGCCCCUUUCUCGAAUGCAUGCUCCCUGGUGUCUGUCCUCUUUGGCCGCCUUGGCAUUGCAUUCAAGUUCGCCGAGAUUGACUAUGUCGCUAAGGUAAAUAAUCUGAUUGAGGCGUCAAAGAUUUACAAUACAUUGCAGACAAUACUUGAUAGGGAUAUCAAACAGAACUCUGUAAGCAAGGCAGGAAGCCUUUCACGUAAUUUGCGUAGAGUUAGGCAGGGGCUUGACCUCAUCAAAGCUAUAUUUGAGCAAUUUCUUUUAACCAAAGGAUCCUCUUUGAAGGAACCGGCAUCGACAGCUUACACACAAGUUUGUGCUCCAUAUCACAGCUGGGCCAUCCGGAAAGCGGUUAGUGCAGGAAUGUAUGCUCUUCCGACAAGGGAACAACUAUUGAAUAAGCUGAAUGAAACUGUUUCCAAGAGGGAGACACAUUUUUCAUGCAGUUCAACAGAAGGGACGAAUCAGUAACAAAUUCUGGACAUCAUUGGUGGCAACACUAGUAAGGCAGCCAACCCAUGCUAAAGAGCAUCAAUUGAUACCACAAAUAACACCACGUUAGAAGAAGCACCAUCGACACAUUGUUUCCAUCAACCCAACAAUAGAAGAGACCAUGAGAUGUCUGUACAUUUGUGCAUCUGUAAUUAUCGUUCAUACACCUGAGGCAAGCCCUUGAAAUUCAAAAUGCCAUAUCAAGCUGCAACAAUGUAAUAGAUUGAUGUUACUCUGUCUCUGCAUCCCUAUAAAGCACACACAAAUGAAAAGGUAUUCUUAGCAUCAAUACUUGCAAAAACUUCUCUUCUAGACCACUCAAGCUGUAAAUAAACACCCACUAGUUUAUUGGACAUUUUUUUGAGAAUGAGUUUUCUGUUUGAUUCAUGUAUAAAAAUAAACUGGGGUUUACUAAACCAAUUUGUGUUGUUGUUUGACAUAUUAUGCAGCUUUAAGACCAAUAUUCAGCCACCCAUCACUGCCUUCAUGUCACCAAGGUUCCCCUAAAAGGAACUCCUCGUGUCACUUGCACGUUUGUUUGUAGUCAUGAUGAAUAUACCCAAAAGUGGUGCUCCAAAGAUUCCUCGCUACCAUUUUCUUAAUAUAAAGAGUGUGUGCGUGUGUGCAUAUGUGGACUGCUUUGAUGCUUCCACUGAACCUAACACAAUCCUUAAACUCCAUAACUAUUGCUUUGAUGUUUGCCCUUGCUCCACAGCCUGCUCCAUUGCCUAGCAAAUUUUGGAGAUUUAAUAGCCUUCCUGAAUUUGCUUUACUGGACCACAUUCCUCUUCAUUGUCUCCUCCUCAAUUGUCAACAUACUAUUCGCACAAAUAUUAUAGAGGUGAGAACCUUCAUUUACCAAUCUGAUGUCCUUGAUUUCUGACACCCAAAUCGAACUUGGUCUUACAAACCUCCUUUUAGUUGCCAAAAUUAAUCGCUUGAUGGGCAUCCGGUAGAUGGACAUGUAUUUAAGGGGAAUUGAAGAGUCCUCCAGUCCUUAUGGGAUUAUGUAACGUGAGAACAAUCAUGGCCAUCUUCCUUUGUUGAACAAAUAUUAAGAUACAUAUAUAGUUGAAGCUUAAGGUGACUUGAGACCAGUAAAAGAGACCAAAAGGGUUAAUAUAGUCUACCACCAUGGAAGAUUAUUCAUGUGAACAAAACAUGCAACUAAUAUAUUAUAUAUUAUUUAGAAGUAUGAGCUAGUUAUGCAAAAUAGCCAUUACUUGGUGUUAAGUUGAAUAUGAAUGUUUGAACUUUUGACCUAUCAAAGAGCGCCAAGAGGGAUGGUAGAUUCUACCACUAAAGGAAUUAUGAUCCCACAGUUCAGUUUACCUGUGAACCCUCAGAUAUGAUGCAAAGGAUUUUGGAUCACAUAUAACUUAGGAUCUUGAAGGUUUGAGUUCCUAAAGUUUAAAAAUCGCAUGGAGUGUGGUUCCCCUCCUUGGAGCCCAAGAGCGAGCUUUUGGAGCAAGACGGCCCUUGAUUAGGAGAUCAUGACUAUAAACUGUGGAACAAAAGUAGCACCACUUACCAUUGCCAAUCUCCAUGCUUCCACAAACAUAAGGAGUCUACCUGUUUCCUCCAUUUGCAUACAACGCUUCCUUUCUAGUUCCUAUUACAAUUUUCUUCUGCAAUACCUCCCAAUCAUUCAUCAUUGAGUAGUCUAAUUUGAUGCUCUUAAAGAUGGUGCAUCAGCAAGCUUGUGAUGUACCAUAUUGAACAUUCAAUCAUGGAAGUUGUUGUAAACCAUUUGUAGUACCCACUUUGCAUGAUAUAAAGAUAGAUUAUUUAGAGAAACUAAAAUGGUCAAAAUAUCUCACAAGAGCGACUCAUUUCUCUUGGAUGCACAUAACUGCACAAAACUGACUGCAUUCAGGUGCUAGAUGAUUUGUUGGUGUCUAAAGAACUGCAGAGUUCUUUCUCUCUCUAUUUUUUUUCCGUUUUUUUUUUCUUCUUGUAAACCAAAUUGAUGCAGCACUUAAAUCUAUCAUAACUGUAUCAUCUUUUAUACUGAAUUACCAUUGGUUUUAAGUUUUAAAUGAUUAGGAGAUUUGACUAAGUCAUACAUUGGACUCUUUUACUGUUAUAUUAGAGUUUGGCUAGAGGAAUCUCCCUGACUUUAAUGUUGAAGGGAGCUCACUAUCUAAAUAACCAUAGUUUUUUGUCUCCUCCCAUAUGCAGCAUUUGAUCCAUCAAAAUUCUGAUUAUCAGCUUUUUAUACUGAGUAACAAUUUUUUCCAACUUUUGGGUUUUGAUUGGAACUCGUGCUAAUUGCUGUGGAUGGAUCUCUUUAACUGUCCUAUUGG
Amborella trichopoda is the source of this 3345-nucleotide messenger RNA. Its product is annotated as ACD11 homolog protein. Gene Ontology annotation, molecular function: ceramide 1-phosphate transfer activity; ceramide 1-phosphate binding. The record is from RefSeq and is a predicted model, not a curated record. Gene Ontology annotation, cellular component: membrane; cytoplasm; cytosol. Lineage: Eukaryota; Viridiplantae; Streptophyta; Magnoliopsida; Amborellales; Amborellaceae. Gene Ontology annotation, biological process: intermembrane lipid transfer; ceramide transport.